Messenger RNA from Neopsephotus bourkii (Bourke's parrot), 1011 nucleotides. It is a transcript of the gene TMEM79, whose product is annotated as transmembrane protein 79. The record is from RefSeq and is a predicted model, not a curated record. The transcript has 3 exons. Bases 1 to 1011 code for a protein of 336 amino acids. Gene Ontology annotation, cellular component: lysosomal membrane; trans-Golgi network membrane. Lineage: Eukaryota; Metazoa; Chordata; Aves; Psittaciformes; Psittacidae. Gene Ontology annotation, biological process: regulated exocytosis.
AUGCCUGCUGCGGACCCCAUCCUGCCCCUGGAGGAGGUGGCGCUGAUGGACCUGGGCCCGGCCCCCCCCUUACCCAAGGCACCGGAGGACCCCGAGGCCACCCUGCCCUGGGACCGUGCCCCGGGGAGGGCCCGGGCGAGCCCGGAUGGGGGCCGGGAAGGCCCGGAGGAGGCCGGUGCUGGCCCCGAGGUGGCCCCAAUGGUGGUGGUGCCCAUAGACCCCCAUUGCAUCGAGCAGAGCCCCCCCAAGGGCAAGAAGCAGCAGGAGGAAGGCAAAGGGGGGGCUGUGCCCCGCAGCCAGCACCCACUCCUCCUCCCUAUGGGUCCUUCACGCUCCAGGGACCCAUUGGGCUUAGAGGGGCGAGUGGCCAAGCCCAAUGACGGAGCCAGGUGCCCGUGGGCUAAGGACUGCGGUGGUGGGGACCACCUCAAGGCCUUGGCCUCGGUACUGGGGGCUCUGGUGCUGUGCCCCUGUUUUGUCUAUGGGGCUUACGUCUUCCUGCCCUUCGAUGCCCCACUGCUGCCCACCAUCAGCACCCGCUUGGUGUACACCCUACGCUGCGCCGCCUUCGCCACGGUGCCCAUUGUGCUGGGGAUGCUGGUCAGCGGCGUCUCCCGGCUCUGCUCCUGGGCACGGGAGCCCUGUGGGGAGCUGCGGCGCGAGGUGGAGAUCCACAGCACCUUCGUGGGCCAGUCCGCCCACCUCUUUGUGCUUUACUUCUUCAACGUGGCCGUGCUGGCCACCUACCUCCCGCAGGAGCUCCUCAAGCUCAUCCCGCUCCUCACCGGGCUCUUCGCCAUCUCCAGGCUGCUCCAUUGGUUGGCCUUCGCCAUGGGCCGCUCCUUCCGCGUGUUCUCCUUGAGCCUGAGCUUCCUGCCGCUGGUGGCCGUGCUGCUCUGGAACCUCUACAGCAUGCUGGUGCUGGAGCCCCAAAACCUCCUGGCUGUGCCCGAGGCAAAGCCCCCCGAGCAGCCCAAGAGCGCCGGAGCCAAGCUCCGCUACUGGGGAUAA